CAAUAACCUCCAUUAAUCACCGAUCGCAAUGGAGGGAGGGGGAAAGAAUAAGAUGCGAUACAACGCAAGCAAGCGCGGUCGAGGCGCUUACAGAAACCCCAAGAUGCAGCGGCAGCGGUUGGAGUUCCAUGAGCAAGCGCUGGAGACAGACAAGGUGAAUGAAAAGGACCAUCCUGCCAUUCACCACUAUCCAGCAGCUCAUGAGGCCAUGGACACACAGAGCUCUGCUUCUUUAUCCUCUUCCUCCGGUUUUUCAUCUUCUUAUUUCACUUUGCAUCCUUCUCAACGAGAGAAUGCAAGACGAGGAAGGUCCGAGGGCAAUUUUCUACACCGGGCAGUCGAGUCUCGCGUCAAUUCACCCGCACCACCUGGCUUCCUCUCCUCUUCUCCUUCAUCCUCUUCACCGUUGGAGGAUUAUUCUACUUUUUCUUCUUCAUACCCAUCUUCGUCCCCUUCGCCUCUCGUUGAUACCUCAGAAGAGCCAGUCCUCAUUGACGGGAAUGCGAAUAUGCUGACUCUGUCUCCUCCUCGCAGCCACAACCCGUCCAUUUCGCGGGGCAGGGGCAGGGGCAGGGGCAAGAGCAGAAGGCGACUCCCCAGGACGGCGGAUACAAGGAUGACAACGACAACGGCAACGA
Messenger RNA from Aspergillus glaucus CBS 516.65, 638 nucleotides. RefSeq lists its product as uncharacterized. The coding region runs from base 159 to 515 and encodes 118 amino acids. The transcript has 2 exons. The record is from RefSeq and is a predicted model, not a curated record. Lineage: Eukaryota; Fungi; Ascomycota; Eurotiomycetes; Eurotiales; Aspergillaceae.